Poecilia reticulata (guppy) is the source of this 1469-nucleotide messenger RNA. The record is from RefSeq and is a predicted model, not a curated record. NCBI's taxonomy places the organism in Eukaryota, Metazoa, Chordata, Actinopteri, Cyprinodontiformes, Poeciliidae.
CCAUGAAGUGGGCAGUGGUGUGGUUGUGUUUCUUCAGUUUUUCUGUUGAAAUUCAAGCCAAACAGGUUCGAAACCAUGUCAACAACAUCUGCAGCACUUGGGGCACACAGCACUUUAAGACAUUUGAUGGUGAUGUGUACCAGUUUCCUGGCUUGUGUGAGUACAAUCUGGCCAAGGACUGCCAUGGUUCUGACCCAAAGUUCUCAGUGAACGUUAAAAGGGAGGAAAAUGAUGGAAACAUUGCAAUAAGUUACAUAUCAAUAACUAUCAAUGAAAAUGCAUUCUACCUAAACAAGAGCCAUGUCACUGAAAACAGUAAACUAGUCAGCCUUCCACAUUACAGUAGAGGCGUAAAGGUGGAAGAAAGUGCAUUUUACAUCAGUUUUCAAGCUUCAAGAGUUGGCAUCACUGUCAUGUGGAACCGUGAAGAUGCAGUCAUGGUGGAAGUUUCAAAUAACUAUAGAAACAAAACCUGCGGACUUUGUGGAGACUUCAAUGGUGUUCCUGUCUAUGAUGAGUUCAUUGCCAAUGGUUUUAAAAUCAGCCCCAUUGAGUUUGGAAACAGCCAUAAAAUCCAUCUACCAAAUGAUGACUGCAAAGACCCGUAUGAAGACGAAGAUGAGUCAUGGAAGCCUGGAAAUGUGUCAAGUUCUUGCAAGAAUUUUCAAACCAUCUGUGAAGAAGCAUUUCUCUCCAAAUCCUGGAGUUCAUGCAAUGAACAAAUUGACCCUGAAGCUUACAUUCAUGCAUGUGCCAUAGACAUGUGUGCCUGUAACAACAGCACCAAUGACUCCUGUGUCUGCAGCACAAUGUCUGAGUUUUCUCGUCAGUGUUCCCACGCAGGAGGACAGCCACCUGACUGGAGAUCUCAAUUGUGUGCUAAACAGUGUCCCUACAACAUGAGGUAUGAAGAAAGUGCUUUUCCUUGCGUGGAUACUUGCACACAUCAGGAGACAAGAUUAAUGUGUGAGGACCACAAAAUAGACGGUUGCUUUUGUCCUGACGGAACUGUGUUUGAUGAUAUUUCUGAGAGGGGCUGCAUCCCUCGGUCUGAGUGUCAGUGCAAGCAUGACAGAAUCUACAACUCCGGAGAGGUUUACCGUCAAGAAAAUACAAACUGUACUUGUUCAAAAGGGAAAUGGGAAUGUGACAGCUUUGAGACACCUGUUGCCACAUGUGCAGUUGAGGAAGGUUCACAUUUCACAACAUUUGAUGGCACAGCCUAUACCUUUCAUGGAAACUGUCGCUAUACCCUGGCCAACGUGGAAAGCAAGGAUGGAACAAGUCCAAAUUUUACCAUUCGAGCCUUGCUGGAACCAUGUGCCCAACAAAAGUAUGACACUUGUUUGAAGGCUUUAAAACUCCAUCUGCACGAUGAUCAUGUCUUAAUGUUCACAUCUGAUGGCACAGUUCAGCAUGAUCAAAAAAUCUUGACUUUGCCGUACUUCUCAGGACCCAACAGAGUGUGA